GUGGCUGCUGCCCCUGGAGGUUUGUGUAAAAUACAAACUGUAGAGGAAAGAAAAUAAGGGAUAAAAUAAACACUGUAUCUAUAUCUGUAGGUGUAUAUGAAGCCAUUUUUUCUUAAACAAAAAAUGGAUAUUGUGCUACUGUAAAUGGUCUUGUUUAAGAGCAGAGUAGUUGACUCUGGUUGCAGUGUUCAUCAAAACCAAAAACAAACUGUCUCUAUGGUGGCUGAUAUUAUCAAAGAAAGUUCUGAUUCAGUGACCUGAAAAUGAUUGUGUCCAGGAUGUGAGGGGUCUGCAGAGAUGUUAGACACUCUUUUCUUAACCCAAUACAGUAUUAGUAUUAGUGCACACAUAAUAGUGUGUCCACAAAUACUGUGGACACUACUAGGAGUAACCUUGAAGAAAGAGCACAGAGCAAGAUAAGUCACAGAAUUAAAGGAGAUCCAUAAGCGAAGUCCCACCCAGGACCACAUGGGUGUGGCGUUACCGCUGUAAGUUAGCACUCAGGCGCUGACAGACUGGGAGCAGACUCCUCUUGACCUGAUGAGGCUAGAUAAUUUGCAGGUUUGCUGGAGCCUACCCAGCCAGCUGUGCUCCCUGACGUCAUCUGAUGGAGAACUGGGGGAACUGAGAAGAAUGGUGAAACCCAGAUCCCAACAAGUGCUAGCUGUCGCUGCUCUGGAACCACAUGUGGAGCUGCAAACCGAACACGGCUGCUAUAUUUAAAGAAGGCAAAGCCGAACCUGGCUGCACAACUCAAAAAGAAAAUGUAAGCACAGACAACACAGCUGCAAUACACGUACAAAACUGGCAACGCCGCACAAACACAGAACCUAUGCUAGCUCAGGUGUGACUGCAACGUACUCAGAUAAAGGCAAGCUAGACACGGCUACACCACACACCAACACAGACAUAAGUUAAACAUGGCAGCUGCGAUGAGAGACACACACUCACAAACAAAACUCCAGUAGUUUGGAACUGGGCUUAACAGCGAAUAAGGGAAGCUGUUGUUACGCUCUACCUCCACGUCAAAGAAAAAAAACAAACUUAUCAGUUUACUAAUUUAUGUAUUGCUACAGCGUAGAGUCAGUAGAUGUGUACAUUACAUUUACAUUUCCCUGAUCUGAUCAGAAAAGCACAACCAUCACUUCUGCCAGUCUGACCUCAGAGUUCCAGUGUGUCGGUUCUCAAACCAGUGAGGAAAGCUGAAGUGAGGCCACAGAUGACGGAAAAUAAGAUGCACUGUUACAUCUUAAAUCUCAUUUUACAUUUUAGAGAGAAAAAGGGAACAUUUUGUUUUCAACAAUAAAUAAAAGUGCGCUGAAGUGAUGGACAUCAAACACUAACACUGUGGGAUCUGUGAUGCAGCAGUUUAUUCAUGUAUCUCUGACCUGCUCAUCACUGUCUGCAGCAGGUCCAAUAAGGGUCAUAAUUACCCUCUGGUUCAAGAAGUCAAAGUCCUGCUGAUCUGAUCUUCUGUGACUCCUGGAGCCUCAGGGGUCUGCUGGACUUUGAAGUCUCCUCUGCAGUAGAGGUUAUUCAGCUCUAUAAUAGGAUUGCUCCAUGUAAACUAAAAACAAAUUGAAGCAUCAUGCUGGACCUCAAACAACAUGUUCUCCACUCUUUAAACUCUCCCUCAGCCCCUUUUCUCUUUAGCACAGCUAAAACGCUCCUAACACUGACUCAGGAUUGGCUGAACUCAGGAGCUGUCUGUGUCCUGGAGAUGACCGUGUGUUGAGGCUCUUGACGCUCUGACUCCAUCUGCAGUCCAUGCUUUGCGAAUCUCCCUCAAGCUAUUCAGUGGGCUUUGCUUCUCAAUCCUUUCAAAGCUCUUCCUAUUUGUUGUGUAUUUUUCAAUCAAACUUUUUUCUUCCACUCAACUUUCCAAUAGCAUGCUCGGAUGCAGCAGUUCUGUGAACGGCCAGCUUCUUAAGGAAUGACCCUCUGAUCUGCAAUGGUCUUGUCAGCAGUCUUCACAAUCAUUUUAUAGCAUCACAUUCUGUGCCGAACAUUCUUAGAUUCUGAAAGUGAAAUACUCCCAUUUCCUGUGAUAUCUUGGGUUUUCAUUGGCCAUAGUUAAAAAGAACAAAUAAAAUGACUGAAAUGCAGAACUGUAGUAAGUUCCACUUUUUAAACUGAACUACCAAUGUCCAAAGAGCUGCUGCACCUGUGUGGGAUUUAUUUGGAGGUGGGUUUGACUGUUAUUACCUCACUGUCUGUCCGAACCUGACCCAGUAAAUUCAGACCCGCUCUCAGAGGACCGAACCUGACAGAACUCCACAGCCUCACCCACAGAUCACCUCCCUCCCUUGUAAACCGCGCGGAGUCCCGGUAACUGGGUCCACGGCGGCUGCGCGUGCGGCAGCUACCCUGCACGUGCGUGCGCAGUUUCUAUUUGCUCUCUUGGAGACGGUGAUCAGACCCAGUCCCGACCUGACCACGCGACCCGGAAACUGCUGAUGCAGAGCCGAUCCACCGGGAUGCUAACAGAGAGGAAACAGCAGGACAACUUCUACAUUUGAAUUUCCGCUUGUGUCAGACAUGCUUGUGAAGCUCCAUCAGACGUUCCUGAAUCCUGCUCAUGACCUGUGCUUCCUCUCUGCUUCCUCCUCCUCUUCUCUCCUUGUCCUCCUGUCAUCUCCGUUCUGAUCCCCUAUACGAGUUCAGCCACAGCCUCAGGCCUCCGAGUUGAACCCACCAACCCAUCCCAUCCGCUUCCCUCCCCGUCUUCCAUCCACCUGCCAUGUCUAACGACACAACCUUCUUGGAGGCCACUGAUUGGUUAGACACCUCCCAGUGCCCGCCCUCAGUAGGCGGCGCUACGUUCCUGAUUGUCGCAUACAGUGCAGUCAUCGCAAUCGGGUUGCUGGGCAACGCAGGCCUUGUAUUUAUCAUCACGCGGCAACAGGAGUUGCGCAACGUCACCAACAUCCUGAUCGCCAACCUGUCGUGCUCGGACAUCCUGAUGUGUGUGGUGUGUCUGCCGGUCACUGUCAUCUACACGCUGAUGGACCACUGGGUGCUGGGGGAGGCCCUGUGUAAGGUGACGCCCUUUGUCCAGUGCAUGUCUGUGACCGUGUCCAUCUUCUCCCUCGUGCUCAUCGCUCUGGAGCGCCACCAGCUGAUCCUCCACCCCACCGGCUGGACCCCCGCGGCCGGGCACUCCUACCUUGCGGUGGGCCUCACGUGGCUGGUUGGCUGCUUCAUCUCGCUGCCCUUCCUGUCCUUCAACAUCCUCACUAAUGACCCCUUCCAGAACAUCAGCCUGCCCUCCAACCCGUUCAGGGACCAUUUGAUCUGCAUGGAGUUGUGGCCGUCAGACAAACAUCGGCUUGCCUACACAACCUCGUUGCUGAUCUUCCAGUACUGCCUGCCUCUCCUUUUGGUGCUGCUCUGCUACCUGAGGAUCUUCAUCCGCCUGAGACGCCGCAGGUCACACAGCUACACUCUCCCUCAUGCACUUCAAAAGUCUUCUCACCACAGGGACAUGCUGGAGCGCAGCAGGAGGACUCGGGGAGCCCAGAGGAUCAAUGUCAUGCUGCUAGCCAUCGUCAUCGCGUUUGCUCUCUGCUGGCUCCCUCUGAAUGUCUUCAACACUCUGUUUGACUGGCAUCAUCAGGCCCUGCCGAAAUGUCAGCAUGACGCUGUCUUCUCCGCUUGCCACCUUACAGCCAUGGCCUCCACGUGCAUCAACCCCGUGGUGUACGGCUUCCUCAACAGCAACUUCCAGCGGGAGCUGAGGACGACGCUGCAGCGCUGCCAGUGUGGCACCCGGGCAGGCGAGAGCUAUGAGAGCUUCCCUUUGUCUACGGUGGGCAGCGAGGGCAUAACAAAGGCCACUUCGCUUAACAGGAUGGGAUCAGUGUGUGUCCCCUCACCCAGACCUGAGAUCAGCUCCGCUCUGCUGUCCAAAACAUUACCGGCUAACUUGUAACAAUGCGGACCGAAUAAUUCUUUGACAAGAUCCUAAGCGGAGUGGUUGUUAUUACAUCAGUUGUGUGUAACUGAUAAAGAUCAAUGUUGAGCCAGUUCAACACUGUCCUCACUUGAAUUUGGCUGAAAAUGGUCUAAUACUAUUUCAAGCUAAUAUUUGACAGCGUAUUGCUCUUGUUGUGACUGAUCAUCAUCUCAAAAGUUUGAAGACUGUGGAUGCAACUUGGAAGUCCAGAACCCCAAAACUGAGGAAGCUGAAAGACCUGGACUGUUCUGGUGUAAACCAUGCAACCCUCCUGGAAAGGUUCAGCUUUCCAGUUACAGCCGUUGUGACAGAUCAACCUCAUACCAGACAUUUUAAUGUUUUGGUGAAAAACACAUUUUACUGUUUACACACAUGAACAAAAUUGCUGGUACCCCACAAUCACCACUGAAAUAUCCUGAAACUGACUAAAGUAAAGAUGAAUAAAAAAAUGACUGAAAAUUAAAAAACAAAAAUCAGGGUUUGCUUCUGAAUUGUGAUUCACCAGAAUCAUUUUGAAAAUAAACUAAGGAAACCACAAUGAACCACAGGAAGCAAAGGAGAGAUUUGUCACAGGAGAUUAGAAAGAAAACAUGCUAAAGGUAAAGGCUACUGGAGCAUCUCUAAGCAGCUUGAUGCUAAAUUGUAUCAAUUAUUGAGGGUAAUUGAUGACAGGUUGAAGAGCAGAAGAAUACAAAUAGAAACCAAAGAGCCCAGAACAACCUCCAAGCAAAUUAAAGGUAGACUCCAUGGUCAAGGUCUAUCAGAUUGAACAAUACAUUUUGUCUGAGCCAAAGUGGACUUCAUGGGAGAAGUCACUGUUAAAACCAAAUCACCCAAAAGCGAGACUGGAAUUUGCUAUAUUGUAUAUUGACAAGACACAGCUCUCCUGGGAAAAUGUCCUCUGGACAAACGAGACAAUACUGGAUGUUUUUACCAAAGCGCAUCAGCUCUGCAUUCAGAGACCAAAAUUGAUUCAUACCAAAAAAAAAAACAUACUAUGAAACAUGGAGGACGCUCAGUUCUGAUCAGGGGCAGCUUUCCUACAUCUGUCAGUGGGUUCAGGACACAAUACAAUUGAGGCAUUUUGGACAAAACUCAACAACCUUGUCAGAAAACUUGGUCUCAGUUGCAGGUCAUGGGCCUUCCAACAGGACAACGGCCCAGACACAGCUAGAAACACCUAAGAAUGGCUAACAACGAAAUAUUGCACUAUUCUGUACCGGUCUGUUUCAAAUGGCUGGUACCAGUCGUUCACUAACAGAGGGAUACCAACAAGUUUGUCCACGUGAGUAACAGAUGAACAUGUUUGUAAGUGCUGAGGCUUUGUUUAUCAUCGUUCAUUCUUUAAAAUAUCUUUUUUGUGGCCUUUUUUUGAAAGUUAUCUGACAGGAAGAGGGCAGAGAGUAGCAGGCAGAGAUGAGUGUAGAAUUUGGGGUGACCAUGUUGAGAUCUCUUCCCUCUGUAUACGUUUGCGUUGCUGUAUUGGCAAAUGUUUUUUUUAUAUAUAUGUGGAAAGGAACAGCUUUUAAGCUUUUUAAGAAAAAAAUGCUAAAAGGAAAAAAAAACCAGCUAGAAAUUGGUUACAGUAUUCUUUCUCUGCAGAAAAUAAAUUAUGUUAUAGAUCAAACUCGCUACAUCAUUACGUCGGUUCAAUGCGUGUUACAAUUAUAGAGAGCAGGUUAGUUGUUUAUCAUUAUCUACACCACCAUAAGAUAAAUAGGGGAAUUAAUACCAUACCAGUACAAAUAUGAUAAAGUGCCAUAAAUUUGUUUUUUCCCAUUCGGACGUUGCAGCACAAACCAUGAUGUGUCAUCUGGUCCCGUUUGGAUACAUGAAAUGUUCUCAAUAAUUUCAGACUAUCAUAUUGUCACUUUCCUAAAAUGUCAUUUUUUGGCAGAAAGAUGAUUUAGAAAAAAAAAUCACUUUUGGAAAAAAACCAAAAAGAUGUAGGUCAUUAUUUCAGGAAGGUGACAUUAUUGCUUCUGUUGAAUUUGCAUAAUUAAGGUUAUCUUGUUUUGUAGCCUACAUCAGUGUUGUAAUACUCGAGAUGCUCUCGGACUCGACCGCAUUUGGUGUCGGUCUUGGUGACAAGUCGGUCUUGGCGCCCGAGACCGUACAGUACAGUGGCGCAAAAAGUGGGUAUGCACUUUAUGCAACGCAUGGGGGCGCUGCACUGAGGGGGCGCAAAAACGAUGUGGGGAAUUGUUUUUCUAGUCAGCAUUUUAUGUACUUAACAGCUGUUUGUGUAUGAAAUGAUCAAUAACAGAGGAACAGCACUGAUUAGGCGCCCCUAAGAUCCCAUACAGGUAGCGUGUGCAGCGGCCCUUCUAGAACUUGCUGAGGCGCGUUUUUUUUUUUCUUUUAAAUUUGAAUUGUAGGAACAGGGAGCUAAAGAUGGGGCACAGAAAAAAACU
Messenger RNA from Xiphophorus couchianus (Monterrey platyfish), 6369 nucleotides. RefSeq names its product neuropeptide Y receptor Y8a (gene npy8ar). Bases 2741 to 3931 code for a protein of 396 amino acids. Gene Ontology annotation, cellular component: neuron projection; plasma membrane. The transcript is spliced from 5 exons. Gene Ontology annotation, molecular function: neuropeptide Y receptor activity; neuropeptide binding. The record is from RefSeq and is a predicted model, not a curated record. Lineage: Eukaryota; Metazoa; Chordata; Actinopteri; Cyprinodontiformes; Poeciliidae. Gene Ontology annotation, biological process: G protein-coupled receptor signaling pathway.